Messenger RNA from Pezoporus occidentalis (night parrot), 2467 nucleotides. It is a transcript of the gene IGSF5, whose product is annotated as immunoglobulin superfamily member 5. The transcript is spliced from 9 exons. Gene Ontology annotation, cellular component: bicellular tight junction; cell surface. The record is from RefSeq and is a predicted model, not a curated record. Gene Ontology annotation, biological process: cell-cell adhesion. Bases 661 to 1764 code for a protein of 367 amino acids. NCBI's taxonomy places the organism in Eukaryota, Metazoa, Chordata, Aves, Psittaciformes, Psittacidae.
UGGGAUAAAAUAACCCCACGCCUCCCAUUGUGCCCAGUGUCACAUCCUGGCAAGGUGGCGUGGCCAUCUUCUGCCAAGACAUGAAGCGGCAGCGCCCAUCCAGCUUUUAGGGUUGGGACAACAUGAAGUUUGCUCCUCUGUGCGUGUCACCGGCUGCGCCUGCCUUCCUCCUGCAGGACUGGUUAAAUAUUAACACCGUGCCAGGCGUAUUUGGGCGGGAAGAAGGGAGAGGCAAUCCUUCCUUCACGGCGCCAUGGGGACAAUGUCAGGGCAGGCGUGUGCCCUGUGGCCCCGUAGCUGAGAGGCGGCAGAGGCCGGUGCUCCCACCCUGUGGAGCCUUGGGCAGCUGCACGCCGCCUCAGGGAGGGCUUCCCUGGGGCCAGGAGGCGAGGGCUGGCCCCGGUCUGCUCCCUUGGAAUAGCACCAGCCUCCUCCUGCGUCCCCAGGGAGGACGGUGAGAGCGGGCCGUCGUCAAAGGGAAAGCUGUGGGAGACACCCUCUCGGCGCUCAGGGAAGUGAUCCAGGUAACCCUGAUGCAGGUCACAUAAAGUCACAUUUUAUCACAGGACACAAAAGCAGCAGCUCAUUACCAAGCUGCUUCUCAAGUACUCGGUGACUGCUGGUGGCUUUCUGCCUUAAGCACCAGAAGAGAAUGCUCCAAUGGAAAGGUUCCAGAAAUUCAUCUUACUUCCUCUCAUCUUAACUGCCUCACUACCAGGUCUUGGUUUUUGUUACUCUAUUAUACGUGGCCCUAGUAAUGCAACAGUCCUUGCUGGUUUGGAAGCCCGGUUUAAUUGCACAGUAUCAGAAGGAUGGGUAAUUCUCAUUUGGCUGUCCAACGGAAACCCCGUCCUCACUGUCAUCAAUUCUCAAGGAGCUGUUGAAACAUCAGACCGCUUCACCUCUCAAAAUUAUACCAGUAACAAUGGGUUUACCUCGGAGCUGAUCAUCCACAAAACCCAGCUGAGUGACUCUGGAAAAAUUGAAUGCAGCAUCCAGCAAACUAGUGAGAAUGGCUUUGCAUUUCUUUCUGUUCAAGUUAAUGGAUCUUUAUUCAUCAAAAAUAGCACCUUAACAGUAAAAGAGAACAAAACAGUUGAAAUUGUUUGUGAAGCCAUAGGAUGGGCUCCAGCUCCAGACAUUACCUGGAUGACAAAUGACUCCUUCAUUGAUAAGUCGAGGUAUGCUACCCAGCAAAGUCAAGGAUCUAAUGGCCUCCACAAUGCCCUGAGCACCCUAACUUUGACUCCGACGGACACUGAGAUUUUGACUUGUUUAGCUGACAUAGAAGCACUCCCUAACCCUCAGAAUGCAUCUGUAACUCUUAUUUUUGUCAAUUCUACUUUAGAAAAUUAUUACAGUGAAGACAACAGAAGCACAUGGGUUAUUGUACUUGCAAUUGUGCUUUCAUUUCUUGGUAUUGUUCUUCUGAUCAUUAUUAUCGUGGUUGUUGUACGCUGCUGCUGCAUAAAGAAGAAAGAUUCUGCAUAUCAAAAUGAAAUCAGAAAAGUUUCAUCUGAGAAGAACAAACAUGGUGAUUUGCAAAACAGGCAAAGGCAUGGUAGUGAAAAUCAGGGAUAUAUUCCAGAAGAACUGUGGAACACAGAACAAAGCCCAGGAAUUGCCUCUCUUCCUGCAGUAUCUUCAAAGUUCACUGUCCCUGCUGCAGAUUUACACAUCAGUUCUUCACGAAAGGUGGGAUCUCAAAGACGUGCUGAUUAUCUGAUCAGCCCAAAGAAAAUUAGAAACAUGACACUUGUUUAGGAUGUACCUCUCCAGGGAACUUCUCCAUCACUUUUAUUUUGCACAUUUGGAUGGCUUCCUGCAACAAAGAAAGGUUAAGACUACUUCUCUCAGUUUAAGCUAUAAGUUAUUUUUCUAUUUUUUCCUCAUAUAAUGAAUUAAAAUUGCAACCUUUAUAAUGUAGCAUGAUAUCUCAGCAAAAUAAUGGACAUAAAUGACAGCUUUAACUUCAGGCAAUGAUGGGACUGUACAAGAACAAGAAUCUGUGCUUUGGAUCCCAAGGAAAUCAGCAAAACUCCUAUCAGACAGAAAUGUUUGAUUAUCCACAGCAAGAUCAAGGACUGGAACUGCAAGACAUUUCUUAGUUCAGAAGAACUGGUUAAUAAUAACACUGAUUACUACAAUAUGUACUGCUUUUUUAAUGUACUUUAUGUACAGCUGGUCAUCGUGAGCUUAUAGAUCAACAAUAUUUUUCAAUUUCAGUUCUGUAAUAAAAUCAAGGGAAGUUUCAUGAGAGCUGCUUCAAAAUUUCUAACAAAAAUAUCUUUGGAUCAGAAAUUAAAUUGUUUCAUUUCAAUAUGUUAUUUUGUUAAAGGCAUUUGUCUUAAAUCAAAUGUUCUAUUUUUAAAUAAAAACCAAUUACUUAUGUAUCCAAAAAAAUCUGUUUUGAUUGAAAUGCAAUAUCUUAAGCUGAAAAAUGUGGAUUUGAAAAUCCUGACUUUUA